Molecule: messenger RNA, 1129 nt
Organism: Neofelis nebulosa (Clouded leopard)
Lineage: Eukaryota; Metazoa; Chordata; Mammalia; Carnivora; Felidae
Gene: MRPL22
Product: mitochondrial ribosomal protein L22
Exons: 7
Coding region: 420-1046 (208 amino acids)
Biological process (GO): ribosome assembly; translation
Cellular component (GO): ribosome; mitochondrial large ribosomal subunit
Molecular function (GO): structural constituent of ribosome
Source: RefSeq, a predicted model, not a curated record
UACUGCUGGGUCUCCUGCAGGGGAGGGCAACCUGAGACUUGCGCACUCGCCUAGUCCAGGCAGCGCAGGAACUCGGAGGCUUCCGUAGAGGGAGGGAGAAAGAUGGCGGCGGCAAGACUGGAACGUUUGGGUGCAUUAUGGAUGCAGAAUCUGAGGGGGAAGCUGGCCUUAGGGGGGGGAGAGGGACAGGGCUCUCAGCAUGGAGCCAGACUUGGCGUUUGAUCCCAUGACUCUGGGAACACAACCUGAGCUGAAAUCAAGAGUCGGAUGCUCAACUGACUAAGCUACCGGUGCCACAUAACUGUUUACUUUUAGCUUUCAGUAAACUGACUCGUUGUGAAAUUUUAUGUAAAGUUGUUCUCUGUUAAUGAAUACAUCUAGACUGUUUCCACUUGUGAUACUAAAUAGUUUUGAUCAAAAUGGAGCUAAUGUGGUUCAGCAGAUACCUAAGCUCUGGAAAAGAUUCUAAGUGUGUCUUGUUUUACAGACUUCUUUCACCUCACGUUUUACCCCAGUCACAUAUCCACACAACUGCAUCUCUGGACGUAUCUCGAAAAUGGGAAAAGAAGAAUAAAAUUGUUUAUCCUCCACAAUUGCCUGGUGAACCUCGGCGACCAGCAGAAAUCUACCAUUGUCGAAGGCAAAUAAAAUACAGCAAAGACAAGAUGUGGUAUUUGGCAAAAUUGAUACGAGGAAUGUCCAUUGACCAGGCUUUGGCUCAAUUGGAAUUCAGUGACAAAAAAGGGGCCCAGAUAAUUAAAGAGAUUCUCUUAGAAGCACAAGAUAUGGCAGUGAGAGACCACAAUGUGGAAUUCAGAUCCAAUUUAUAUAUAGCUGAGUCAACCUCAGGGCGAGGCCAGUACCUGAAACGCAUCCGAUACCAUGGCAGAGGUCGCUUUGGGAUCAUGGAGAAGGUUUAUUGCCAUUAUUUUGUGAAGUUGGUGGAAGGCCCUCCACCUCCACGUGAGGCACCGAAGACGGCAGUCACCCAUGCCAAGGAGUAUAUUCAGGAGCUUCGUAACCGGACCAUUAUUCACACUCUGUGAUGGGGGGUUCAGAUUCCACAGUGUAUAUAUUUUGACAUUUAUUUCCUAAAACGAGACAAAUUAAAGACAAAUGCUUUUUAUGA